Molecule: messenger RNA, 1710 nt
Organism: Priceomyces carsonii
Lineage: Eukaryota; Fungi; Ascomycota; Pichiomycetes; Serinales; Debaryomycetaceae
Exons: 1
Coding region: 1-1710 (569 amino acids)
Source: RefSeq, a predicted model, not a curated record
AUGAAAUGUGGAUAUAUUUUAGUAUAUGGAUUUUUAGCAAAUUUUUUUGCUCCUGUUUUGACAACACAGACGCAACCGAUUGAAAAUUCUAUUAACAUCUCAUCAGAUGUUCCAACAGUUGAAGUGAAAAAUGGUACUUUAAUUGGCAGUUAUCUUCCUAACUUCGAUCAAGAUGUAUUUUUAGGAAUUCCUUAUGCUCAACCGCCAAUAGGCGACUUGAGAUUUAUGAACCCGCAAUCACUCAACUCAACAUUUCCUACUAAGGGUCUAGAAGUUACAGAAUAUUCAGACGUAUGUAUGAAUGACGGUGCGUUUGGCGAUAGUUCUGGUUUACCUUCCUCUGAGGACUGUCUCACACUCAACAUCAUAAAGCCUAGUCGAAAUCCCGAUUAUCCUUUGCCUGUCGUUUUGUGGAUACAUGGUGGAGGCUUUUCUGAUGGUAGCAGCAGACGUGAUGUUUAUAAUUUGUCUUACAUUGUUGAAAAUGGGGUUGAAAUGGGCAAACCAUUUAUUGGAGUAAGUUUGAAUUAUAGAUUGGGAGGUUUUGGGUUCUUGAAAAGUGACGAGGUUUUGAAAAGCGGAAACACCAAUGUUGGUUUGCGUGAUCAAUUGAAAGCAAUUGAAUGGUUACAUGAAAAUAUCGAAAGCUUUGGAGGGGAUCCUAACCAUAUAGUAAUAUGGGGUGAAAGUGCUGGGGCCUAUAGCGUAGGAUUGCUAUUACUUUCAGGUAAGAUUGGCACAUAUAUCAAAGGGGCUAUUAUGGAAAGCGGUUCAGGGAGAAUGUCAGGAGUUCACUCCGAUGUUGACUCUGAAGCUGAUGAAGUUGCUUUUCGCAAUAUAACAAAAUUUUUCAACUGUACAGAUAAAAACGCGUUAAGCUGUUUGAAGAAAAUAGAAGCAUCAAGUCUAAAUGAGGUCUUUUCUGGAAAAACCAAGGUCCUAGAUACAGCCAUUAAUCCGUAUCCAUUUGUAGAUGGUGAUUUUAUAUCUUAUUUUUCUUCCGUAAAGAUGAAUCAUCCUUUCUUUAUUCCGGAAAUUCCUAUAAUAAUAGGUACAAAUACAGCAGAAGGAACAUCUUUUGCACCAAAAGGAUUGAACACUUCAAACCAGGCGAAAACUUACUUACUGGAGACAUAUCCUCUUUUGAGGAAUUCAUCGAUUAAAAAGUUGUGUGAAUUAUAUACAGGAAACUUUACUCUGGAUCUCUAUGGUUCAGAAAACGUAACAAUUCCUAGCUCUUUUGGUUCACAGUUUACUAGGCUUGCAUCCAUAAUUGGUGAUUUUAAGUUUAUUGCUCAGAGUAGGGCAUUUGCUAGGAGCUGGGCAAGCCGUCAUAUUAAAGUAUACAAAUAUAGGUGGAACGUAGCAGAUAAUGACGUUGAACAAGCGAUAGGUGCAACUCAUUUCCAAGAGGUGGUUUACGUUUUCGACAAUCCAUCAAAAAAAUUCGUGACUGCAGCGCCCUGGAAUAAAGAUAAAUCAAGUCCGGAUUUAGCAAAGCUAAUUAGUAAACAAUGGAUUUCCUUUAUUACUACACUAGAUCCUAAUAAUCAUGGUAUUCAGAAUAUUCCUGAAUGGAAAGUUUUUUCAAAGAGUCAGGAGAGAAAUUUUGUUUUUGAGCUCAAUAAUAAGUCACAUAUGGAAGAAGAUGGAUUCAGAAAAGAAGCUAUUAACUAUGUUAUUGGUUUGGGAACUCAAAUUGGAGUUUGA